This is a messenger RNA of Lytechinus variegatus (green sea urchin), 3313 nucleotides long. RefSeq names its product WD repeat-containing protein 89-like. The coding region runs from base 444 to 1685 and encodes 413 amino acids. The transcript has 15 exons. NCBI's taxonomy places the organism in Eukaryota, Metazoa, Echinodermata, Echinoidea, Temnopleuroida, Toxopneustidae. The record is from RefSeq and is a predicted model, not a curated record. Gene Ontology annotation, molecular function: protein binding.
ACAGUGUCAGUGCCAAUAAUAGUGGCAAUACAGUCGUGCUUCGUCGACUACCAUCAUCAAUUGUAAUAUUCGGGAUGAGUAACGUACUAUCAUUCUUCAGCUUUCUGUGCAAUGAUCUGAAAGGGAUGAAUUAAAAUACUGAAAAGGACGAUAACAUUCAUCGUGUGUUGUUUGUUAGUCUUCUCAAAAAAGCCGUGCUCACUGAGGACAAAGUACGGGAGUGAUGGUUCGCUAACCCGGUAGAAUCGGGUAAGGUGUUCAUUGGUUCUCGCUGAAUUCACCCAUGUUGCACCAUCACAUCUCCUGAAAGAUCUUCACUAAGGAAAAAAAAGACUGUCUUUGUAACAAUCGUUGUAGGCUUUACUGGAAACUCAACCAGAUUCGUUGCCUGAAGAUGCACAUGUGAACAAUUUGGAAUUUGGUCUUUCCGUCGGCAAUCUAAGAUGUCUCUUUUCAAACCUAUCACCAAUCUAAACCUCAGUGGGUCGACCACCAUCGCUCCUGACAACCAAUCCGUAUACAUCACAGAGAUUGAUGCUCAGAAAAGGUUUGCACGAUGUGGGGAGCCGUUGAUAGCCACGGUGUGUUCAGAUCAUACCAUCAAACUGGUCGGUAAAGAUUCCAUGUCAUCACGAGGCCAACUCACAGGUCACAGUGGACCUGUUUCAGGUGUAAGCUUUGCACAUAGAAACCCAUUCACAGUAUUCUCAUCAUCAAGAGAUGGUACUGUCAGAUGUUGGGACACGCGGAUGAAAAGAAACAAAGCUCCCCAAGUCUUCACAGGUUACGAGGGAAAUUCUUUCACAAGCUUUGACAUCAACUCCACCGAUGACAUUUUAAGUGCUGGUACGGAAGCAGUAGAUAAUGAUGCAUACCUCAUGUUUUGGGAUAGGAGAAGUACAAAUCUCCUUGGUACAUACAAGGAAUCACAUUCAGAUGAUAUUACACAGAACAAUCCUUUUGUCAUAAAACAGGUCAAAUUUCACCCCACCAAAUCAUCAAGUUUAGCAACAGGAUCGACCGAUGGGCUUGUCUGUGUGUUCGAUACGAGUCAAACGAAUGAAGAAGAUGCCCUUGUGACGACGCUCAAUGCUGAAUCAUCAGUGAGCCAUAUUGAUUGGUGUGGAACAAAUAGUGAAUAUCUCUACUGCUUAACUCAUACGGAAACCAUCAGAAUAUUUGAUGCUGUUGAGUCAUCAGAAAUUACCAAAUUUGACUCAGUAAGGGAAUCAUUAAUGGAGGAUCUAUGUAAGGUGGACUAUCUGGUUGAUUGUUUCUAUCAUUCUGGUCUAAAGUCGUUAGUAGUUCUAGGAGGAACAGUAAGCGGUGACUUGCAUCUUCUAACUGUUGGGAGAGACAGACUUCAUUUUGUACAUUCAUUGAAAGGAACUCAUAAAGGAGUAGUAAGGUGUCUUCACUGGGAUGAUCAGACGCAGACAUUGAUCACAGGGGGAGAAGAUUCUGUGGUAUCGUCAUGGCAACCUGAUAGGACUGCCAAUCAGUCAUCAACAAAGAAGAGCACACCAGCACCGACGAGUAGGAUUCGGCAAGGAAGGAGAGCAGAGAAGAGAGGCUCACCGGUCAAGGGCUGGUCACAAUGUUGCUGGAGUUGUUUUCAGUUCUUCUUAAGUCCUGGACCUAACAAGCCUAAGUCAAGUGUUGUGAUAACUGGACAGCCUGUCUAGACCUGGACUAAUUAAGACAUGAUUCUGAUCACUGGACAGCUUAUUCUAAUUAUGCAGAUGUCCUGGACCAAAAUGGAUAUAAGACUGUGAUAUACUGGACAGCAUUAGCCCAGGACCAACGGAUUAAGGGGUGUGAUCAUUGAAGAUCCUGUCAUUCUUCAGAAAUCCUAGACCACAUGAGCCAAUCUGUCGAGUUCAUAAGGAUCUGGGACCAAAUAAUCGAGAGUGAAUGUAAAAAACCCUGGCUCUAGUUCAUUUUCAUGAGAAAUGCUGGUAAUUACUAACUGGAGAGAAAAAUCUGGUCCAAUACUUACCAUGUGAUACUGGGUUAUUUACCUGUUUAGUUAUAGCCUGAGAAGUUAAAUAUUAUUCCAGAGGUAUGAUUUUCAAUUAUUUGAUGAGUUUAAUCCACUUGAAACAUAUAUAAUGAAUGAUAGAGGAAACAUUGAAUGAUAUCAAACAAGAUUGUUGUCUGCUAGUUUCUUUCAUUCAGAAGAAGCCAUAUAAAAUCCUUUUUUUUUUCAAAAACAAACAAAAAAUUACUUCUGAUCUUGAAUGUUUUUAAUGAGGAUAAGAAACAAAAUACUAUAAUAUUACAUGUAUUUGUUCUCAUUUACUUAUUUACAAUGAAUGUAUUUUAAUUUUCAUACCAUGUUCUUUGAAUUAGCAAAGUUGUUUAUUCACAUAUUGGCUGAUUAUUUAGGUUGCUUUUGUGAUUCCGAAUGAGUCAGAUAUGAUUGAAUUUAGCUGAUGUAGUCCAUUAAUCUCAAUUAAUAUUCAUUUAACACUUUAAGCUAAGUAGCUAUGGCAGCUGUCCUCUUCAUUGCUUCAGCUUAACCGUUUUUGUACAAGUGAGUAUUUUAAUCAAUGUAAGAUACACUGAUUCAUCAGUUUAUAAUGUGGAUUCUGAAUAUCUAGAACAAAGCCUUUUAAUACUUAUUCUCUCAUUGAUAAUACUCAUAUAUUAAGCAGGUCUAUGUGUUUUCAAUUGUGUAUACAUUCCUUGUGUUUUUGAGGCAUUAUCGUAUGAAGUCAGUUAUCUAUUGUAAUCAAUAUGACUGAGUAAUACAAUUAAUGUGGUAUAUUGAUUUGAAGUCUAGUUAUAUUCUGUAUUUUCUAAUUUUAGGAGGCAGGCUGAUCCCUCCCUCUCAAAAAAGGUAUAAGUUUUCAAUGACCAUGUGGACUGCAUGUCAAGAAGCUAUUGUUAUUAUUUUUUUUGUACAAAGUAAAGUAUUUAUGUUCCUGUGUUAUAAAACACGAAGACCAUGGUUUGAGCUGGCCCAUUUUGGCGGGGGCACUGUCACCUCUAGAAUUUGAUUCUUAUGCAGUGCUUCCCUUAAAAUCAUCUUGUAUAAUGAGUGUCCUUUGUUUUUUCAUUAAGGUUAUUACAAAGCAUGAGCUGACUCAAAAUACAUUAAAAAUCAAAAUUAAUGAUCUUGGUGUCAAUUAGUUGUGAAAAUAAUGUCCACAUCCCACAGGGUUUACAAAAAAGGUCACUUUUUAUAAGUCGUUUAAGCAUUUCUGAAGUUGAUUUGUAUUUUUUGUUGUAUGAACUGCACCUCCAUUGUGAAUUUGUAUGAUCAAUUGUUUUGUAUCCUCUUCUAUGAAAAUCAGUUUAAAUUCAUCAA